Adineta steineri is the source of this 2148-nucleotide messenger RNA. Lineage: Eukaryota; Metazoa; Rotifera; Eurotatoria; Adinetida; Adinetidae. The record is from the annotation of a GenBank genome assembly.
AUGAGUGAAAUUAAAGGUGGUAUUGAUGAUGAUAUUAUUAUUGAUACUUCUUCAUUUAAUUUCAAUUCAAUAUCAUUAACUGCAAAAAUAAUUUUUAUACUUAUUUGUGGAUGUAAUAUGGUACAAAAUGCAAUUGUUGGAGGUUCAAAUAAUGCAAUAAUGACAACACUUGAAACAGGUUUCUAUAUGACAUCAACUGAAACAGGUUUAUUUCAAUCAGUUUAUGAACUUGUUGCGAUUUUUGCAUAUCCACUUGUUGGUUAUUUUGGUGAUCGAAGUGGUCGAAAAGUUCGUUGGAUAGCUAUAUCAAUGGGUGUACUUGCCGGUGGUUUUCUUGUUAUGUCAUUUCCACAUUUACUUGAAUCAAAACGUGGUAAACCUCCAUUAGAUCCAAGUAUUGCUGAUCAUUUAACAUUAUGUAAUCAAAAUCGAACAUUAAUUAAUGUUUGUACAAUAUCCAAUAAUCUUCGAUUUUUAAGUCAUUUAAAAUAUGUUUUCUAUCUAUCGAAUAUAAUCAAUGCAUGUGGCUCAGCUGCAUUACCAACAUUAGCUGUUACAUUAAUCGAAGAUAUGUUUCCACAAGAACAAGCACCUAUUGCUCAAGGUAUAUUUUACGCAGUUGGAGGAAUUGGUAUUGGUCUUGGUUUUCUUGCUACAUCACAAUUUUUAAAAGUUUACACUUAUAUUAAAAAACCACUUUGGUUAACACCAGUUUAUUCCGAAUGGGUUGGAGCUUGGUGGUUAGUUUAUGCAUUAGGUACUUGUAUAAGUCUUAUGCUAUGUUUAUCUCUUUGUAUAUUUGAUGUUGGGGAUCGUCGUAAUAAGUAUUUAAUGUCGCAAAGAGGAGGAAUGCAAUCAUCAUUAAAUCCAACAUAUUUAUUAUUACCAACAUCGACAAUAAAUCAAAAAGAUUUAACACAAAAUAAUCCUUUAAUAUCAUCACGUACAAGUUCAUCAACAACAAAUUUAAGUUCAACUGUUAAUAUUAUACCAAAUGAAACCAUUGAUGAAGAACAAAUUAUACAUGAUGAUACACUUGAUGGAAAAUGUUCUACAUCAACAACUUUAAUUAAAUUACAAAACGUUUUUGCUGAUGUAUUUUCAUUAAUUAAACAUUUACUCGUAAAUUUACGUUUUAUGGGUAUAACUUGUUGUGCUAUUGUUGAAGCAUUAUUAAUCAAAGGAUAUUUGGCGUUUUUAAGUAAACAUAUUGAAUAUCAAUUUCGAACAACAUCAUCACAUUCAAGUGUUUAUAUUGGCGUUAUUUCAUUAUUUUCUGUUAUAUUUGGUACACCAUUAGGCGCUUUUUGUGUCAAACGAUUUGAUAUGAAUGGACGUCAAUGUGCAAAAUUUUGUUGUAUAAUUCUAGCUAUGUCAUCUGUGAUUUUUCUUGGAUUAAUACUUCAUUGUCGUGAACCGACAAUUGGUACAACACAUUCCAUAAAUUUACCGCUUAUACAAACAGCAUUCGAUGAUGAUUUUUUCGAUGAACCUGUGACCGAAUUUAUUGAUAAGCCGUGUGAGCAAACAUGCAAAUGCGAUAUGAACAUAUAUGAACCAGUAUGCGAAAUGAAAAAUCGUAAAACCUAUCAAAAUCCAUGUCUAUUAGGAUGUAAAAGAAUUCUUAAAGGACGAUAUACUGAUUGUUUAUGUUUACCUAAGAAUAGUACAGUUACUGUUGGUCGAUGUAAAGAACGUAAAUGUACAAUAAAUUUAAUGAUUACAUUAUGUGGUGCAUUCAUUGUUGUAUUUAUGUCUUGUUGUGUAAUUGUGCCAGCAUUAAAAUGUGUUUUACAUAGUGUUCAUCCAACACAUCGAGCAUUUUCACUUGGUUUUAAAUCUACAAUGACAAAAACAUUUGGAUAUUUACCAGGUACAAUCUUAUUCGGGGCAAUUAUUGAUCGAACUUGUAAAACAUGGGUACGUGGAACAUGUGGAUUUAAAUAUCAAUGUAAACAUUAUAAUAAUAAACGUAUGGCUAUAUCAUUAGCAUUACUUGGCUGUGGUUUUCGAAGUUUAUCAGCAUUAUUUUGUGCUAUAUCAUGGUAUGCAUAUAUAAAAAUGCCUGAUUUACAAGAAAGAAGAAAAUCCAGUCAACACCAUUCACAAAUUUUAACACCGAAUCAAAUAGAUACUGUUGAUGGUUAA